ACCCUCCAUUGACCCUGACAGAUAUUAUGGCAGGCUACAGCCCUUACCAAGAAGAUCGAGUGUUGGUGCAUCGUGCCUUGUUGAACUGUCUUCGGAGGUCAAACUCUCCGGAGGACAGGAGAAGUUACCUUUGUAUCAUGGAGAACAUUGUCGCUCAGAAAACUGGGGUGCCGGUUUUUACACCUUUUUUUAACCUGCUACAAUCGUCUGCGGACGAGAUAACCAGAAAUUUAUCAUACGAAAUACAACAAAUCAAGAUGGAAGACCAGGUCGAGUUGUUGGUGUUGGAAAAUACUCCCCCAGACGAGGAAGGUGCGAUGGGAAAUAUGAUCCGUGAUGAAGAACCGAUUAAUAUAGUCGUCCAGAACGGCCGAUCAAGCAGUGAAUCUUCUGGCGAAGACGAUGACUUCAUUGAUCUCAGUGAACUUAUAAUGAACGAUUCUAUUAACAUUGUCAAUCCGAAAAAUGUGCCCGAAGCAGGUUUGACUGGAUUCGGUGUUACUACCCCAACAGAUAUAAGUUCUACAAAACAACCGUUGGAAAUAUUUCAGACUGGAAUCCCCGCAGUACCACCACCCAGUGCUGAUAUAUUGAGUCCCAUGAUGACUUUAUCCUUCAACAGUAAUAACAAUAUUAACACAAAUCCUCCACUUGAUCAUAUACCAGCUCCAAUCCCUGCUGUAAGCAGGCCCACUAAUAUCCCAAGCCCCAUGGCUGUGUCCCGACCACCUAUGGCGGUUAUAAUACCAGACAAUGUUAUGAUUAAUAACACGCUCCCUCUUAUUGAGAAUAUCCCAAUUGUAAUCCCUGCACUCAGCAGAUUGCCUAGCAGCACUAUGCCAGUAUCCCGGCCACCAAUGGCGGCUCCUGAUGAUGUCUUUGUUGACUCUCCUAUCAUUUCACCCGCUACAAGAGUUCCUGGUGAAGCCAACAUGGAUAUUUGUAACAGUGUUCCUCAAAUACCUAUCACGAUGGUGCGACCAAAAGGAUUCCUACCCUUUUCUACCACUUCCAUUCCCGACACGGAACUUCCUUCAAUCCCUAAUACAUCAGAUUAUGAGACAGUUGCCUUGCGCAAUACCCAGUCCACUAGUUCGGAGCGGAGGCUUCCUCGUCACGAAAGUUCGGAGCCUAGGCUUAACCGUCAUGACAGUUUGGAUCCUAGGCUUUUCCGUCACGAUAGUUCGGAUUCUAGGUCUUCUCGUCACGAUAGCUCAGAGCCCAAACUUUCCCGUCACAAUAGUUCGGACCCAAGGCUUUCUCUUCACGAUAGUUCGGACCCAAGGCUUUCUCGUCACAAUAGUUCUGAACCGUUCCUGUCUCGUCAGAGCACUGUAAGUUCCUCCGUGUUUUCUCGUCAAAACUCGGACUACGUAACAAAACCAUUACCACGUGCCGGGGCCAUCAGUUCUGACUACUCUAGUGGUGCUUCUCGUCAAAAUUCUACUGAACAAGUGCGAGAAAGCAGCAGAUCUUCAAGCAGCGAAGGUGCCACCAUUACUCAGCCUGAGACUCACAAGGGAUCCACGGUGUAUCGAUCUAAGCGCAUCACUCAUUUACAGUUGAUGGCAUUCCUAGAGAAUACCACCUUGAAAGCUGAACUGAAAGAGCUUGGAGCGUUUUACAUGAUUUCCGCGUGCGAGGAACCCAAGUACUACAAUAUUAGCCUCUCAGGUCCACCUCACAACAUUAACCAAAUAAGGCGCAUGUUCGACACGGUGGCCGACCCUGACGCCACCUCCAUCAUCACCCACGAGAUUCUGAGCGACGCAGAGGAACCAGGAAGCAUUGCUCUAGCCCUAGGAACCGGCCGCUACAUCUACCGUGUCUUGGAGCACUUGUUUCCUGACGUUGAUAUACAUACGAAAGGGGACAAGUUUGUUUUGAAGGGUAUGAAGGCACAUGUGUAUCAGGCUGCCCGGUGUAUAGAAUACUUUCUUGAGUCUCCCCGGAAACGCGUUGGAACGUUGUUCCACAUUCCUGAGGAGGAGAUUCAUGAUAUUGGUGAAAUUAGAGCAGAUGUUGGUAGAACUACUCGUUUUGCCAAAGGGAAAAUUGCCGAAAUGACGGAUGUGAAGACCCUAAAAACGUACAUCUUUUGUUUGGGAUUACCACAGUAUGAGAAUCAGUACCGAGUUAACACUUAUCUUAAUGACAAGUUCUAUAAUGCAAAGAAAAAGGAAUAGAUCGUGCGCUGAUGCAAUGUAAUGUAAGCUUCAGCACAACUCUUGUUGAUAAUGUUACCAAACUGACUAUGGCUGUUCAUGCUAUUGCUGAGUGUGUUCAAAUCACUGAUAUUUCUUAAUCGUACUGUCACAUUUUUAGUUUUUGUUUCUGUUUGAUAAUGAUUAUAAUGGUUUGUUUUGUUUUCUACUCAUCAUGUUUUGUAGCUUAAUUGUUUACAGGAGUUUUUACCUUUUGCUAUGUCAUUUGUAAUGUAUGCUUUCCACAUUUGUUCAAAAAUUUGUAUUGAUCGCGCGUUUUUAACUUUUCCUAUAUCGCAAAUAGGUGCAUUUGAAAAAUUAUCUCGAAUGGAGAUAUAUAAAAUAUUGAUUGAAUGAGUUUCCUGAAUCAAAU
This is a messenger RNA of Bolinopsis microptera, 2577 nucleotides long. RefSeq lists its product as uncharacterized. The transcript has 2 exons. Lineage: Eukaryota; Metazoa; Ctenophora; Tentaculata; Lobata; Bolinopsidae. Bases 27 to 2186 code for a protein of 719 amino acids. The record is from RefSeq and is a predicted model, not a curated record.